AUGCGCGCCGGGCAUUGGCUCGGCGUGCUCCGGCUUCGAGCACCACAGCGCGUCUUGCUCCCGACCACCACCACUUACUACUCCCCGUCGCGGGCUGGAUAUGCAACCUGCUUCCGCUCGAUAAUGCCGCCCAGAGCCGCUGCCCACUUUCGCGUUCUGCGCAACAAGACACUCACUUCCACACUCUUCGCGAUCACCUUCGCGGCCUCGGUCCUGACCGUCGCGGCGUCUAACGUACUACCAUGCCCUGUGCGGCCUGAUCGCCUACGUUUUGCCGAGGGUAGUGGUGCCGCCGACGGCCGUCCUGUCGUUGUACAAAAGCGGCCUAGUCGUUGGAUAGAGGAACGGCCGCCGCCUGCACGGCCAAGCAAUACAUGA
This is a messenger RNA of Peniophora sp. CBMAI 1063, 378 nucleotides long. The record is from the annotation of a GenBank genome assembly. Lineage: Eukaryota; Fungi; Basidiomycota; Agaricomycetes; Russulales; Peniophoraceae.